Sinocyclocheilus rhinocerous is the source of this 3049-nucleotide messenger RNA. RefSeq names its product pro-interleukin-16-like. Bases 47 to 2713 code for a protein of 888 amino acids. Gene Ontology annotation, biological process: leukocyte chemotaxis; induction of positive chemotaxis. The transcript has 9 exons. Gene Ontology annotation, molecular function: CD4 receptor binding; cytokine activity. Lineage: Eukaryota; Metazoa; Chordata; Actinopteri; Cypriniformes; Cyprinidae. The record is from RefSeq and is a predicted model, not a curated record.
GGCGGUGGAGCACAGCAGACUGAGGAGAGACAGGAGACAGUGGAGUAUGGACGGAUGUAACAGCAGUCUGAGGAGAUCCGACGCCUGUUCCCACAGCAGACAGAAGUGUAUCUGCUGUCUGGACCGGAGCACGAGUCAGCCGACCUGUAGACGAGCACAGAAACCCAUGAUCCGAUCGUGCAGUGAGGGCGCCUACAGUCAGCGCUGUAUACCGGCCAGCGCCACCACUCAAUCCUUCCUCGAACCCCAGCACGUCACCAGAGUCCAGAGCAUGGACGUCUCUUUAACAACCAACAGUGAAACUUCACUUAAUUACACACUGUCUCCAGCCUCGUUCACCGAUGACGACUAUAACAUUCCCUAUAAAUGUCCAAUGAAUUUCACUGGACAGCAAACAUUAGAUGUGCAUGCAGGUGUGGUGAGGAGCUCUACGCAAGGAGCAACAAACCAGCCACGGAGGAACUGCAGACGACAGGAAGUCAGCAGUCAGGAAGUGCUGACUGAUUCGAGCGGCUGUAGCCGAGGUUCACCCGUGAAAGAGGAAGAUCUGCUGUAUUCUCAAAACAACUGCCAGGAAGUGGUUGAAUGCGCAGAAGUCAGAACUAAAGCAUCUGUCAGUAUCUCUGAGCCUAAAAGGGACUCAACACACAGAGGGGACAGACAGCACAGAGGUCCAGAGUCCCCAUCUAAAGUGUGUAGUCCAAGUAAGCGGGUCGGUCUGAGACGUCAGGCUCAUUUGGAGGUCAGUACAGAUCAACCACUUGACCCCUGGGUAAAGCUGACUGACAGCCCGGAGAACCAGUCAUACUGCUACAAAACCAUGAGUGACCUUAAUGGAGAUAGUGAUCUUAACGGCACAUCCUCUGAAACCACAAACACCACCUCAGACUCCAAAUCUGAGCAAUCUCCCAAUGUCAAAAAAGGCCCCCCGGUGGCUCCAAAGCCUGCAUGGGCACGUCAGAGCAUUAAGAGCAUUAAGUCUGGGAAACCGAUAACAGAAGCUUUGAAGCAUCCAGAUAACAGGAGUCAAGAUACUGGCAGGACCUUUGGGAUUAGUCUGAGGGCCGCUACAUCGGGAGCCAAUUUGUCAAUCAGGCAGAAGAUCAGCUCGUUUGAGACUUUCUCUAGUGCCGAUGGAUCCGAAAGGCCAAGCAGGCGACUGGCCCCAACUGCAUCUCUUCCUCCAGUGGAGAAGAUGGCUAAAACCUCAUCUGCAGACUACAGCAGUGCAGGGAGAACUAAAGUUACCACAAGCAACUUGCACAAUAAUGAUGACUGCCAGUCUACACCAACAAUUUCAGCCACCACCCAGCCUCCAAGAGAAGAAAAGCAGCAACCAGCUUCCCUCGGUUCAGAUAUCAUUUCAGAGCCCCAUCCUGCAGAGGAAGAAAAACAAUCAACUUCUCAUGAUUCAGAGCCCUGUAAGCCGAUCCCUGCUGAGGAACCUGCUCUUGACUCCACAAAAGAGCUUCCACCUGCUUCAGAGACUGAGCAAGAACCCUUACCUUCUCAAGACGAUUUGUCCCCUUCAAGCCACGUCCCGAGGAGAUCGAGUAGCUCAAAGGAGGGUCCUGCAGAAAAAAACGAAGGUGCAGGAACUCAUGCGGUGAGCUUGAGGACCCAGAGUCUACCCCUCAGUCCCUCUUCAGAUGCCCCCAACUCAAGCGGCUUGGACGGGGAGAGCCUAGGGAUCAUCUUGUCCUUCAGCAACCAAGUGUCCAAUGCUUUGAUGCGAUCCAUGCAAUCCCUGCCGCAGUCCCCUUGCAUUCGGUUUGGGAACCCUUGGAGCGCCCCACCAGGAUCCCCUCUUCAUAACCCAAUAGAGGAAGACUCUCCUGCUGAAAAGCCCCCACCAGAAAACAGCGAAAAGGGCUUCUCUGUAAGCUUGGCUAAACUGAGAGAGCAUACCAUCGAGAGAGGGGAGGAGUGUGAGAAGGAAGAAUGGAAAGCCGAACGACCAUUCACUUCAGCCUCAGAUGUCUGUGCCCAAUCCAUGCUAUCAGGUCUUCCGCCACAGGAGAUUCAGCAGAUGAUCCAGGAAGUCAAGGAUCUGGAUGAAGAAACGCUAAGGCAACUGGAAGACAUCCACGUUGUGAUUCUACAUAAAGAAGAAGGAGCUGGCUUGGGUUUCAGCAUUGCUGGCGGUAUUGAUCUGGAGAACAAAGCAACUACAGUUCACAGGGUGUUUCCCAGUGGUCUGGCUGCUCAGGAGGGCACCAUUGAAAGAGGAGAUGAGGUGCUGUCCAUUAACGGCCAAACGCUAAAAAACGUCACACACAGCGAUGCCACAGCGAUUCUCAGGCAGGCCCGCACUAUGAAGCAGGCGGUGAUAGUGGUGUCCAAGAACAAAGAUGCAGAAGGGAAGGGAGGCGCUAACGCUAAUGAGUCCAGCUGCAGCAGCGGGGCAGAAAGCAGCAUCACAGGGGACGAUGGAGGUGAAGUUGUAACAAUCGAGCUGGAGAAGAACGCAGGUGGAGUUGGAUUUAGUCUUGAGGGAGGAAAAGGCUCCAUUAAUGGAGACAGACCACUAACCGUCAACAGAAUAUUUACAGGGAGUGACGCUGAGCAAAAGGGGCUGGCGUCUGGUGAUGAGGUACUACAGAUCCAGGACUCGUCUCUGCAGGGUCUCACGCGCUUUGAGGCCUGGACACUCAUUAAAGGCCUUGAUGAUGGGCCGUUUACACUCGUCAUUAAGAGAAAAAAAUGCGAGUAGAGCUAAACUCCACUCAGAAGCACCCAGAAGAAAAUACUGGACUUAUUCCAAAUUUGAAUCGACUUUAAAUUAUGCAAAACUUCAUUUCAGGACUUGAGGAAAUGCCUCCACUUGGGAAAAAAUAAAUACACAUUACAAAACAAUUUCUUAAAAGCAGGGAUCCCAUAUGAUUUGACCAAUCCUUUUUCAACCAAUCAAUUUUCAUUUCAUUUUUCUUACAGAGACUGCAAUCAAAAAGAGAAAAUUUCUAUCCAAGUAAGGCCUGGUUUAACAGACAGGGCUUAGACUAAGCCAGGACUAGGCAAUAGUUCAAUUAGGACAUUUAAGUAAUUUUUA